Copidosoma floridanum is the source of this 1439-nucleotide messenger RNA. Its product is annotated as pancreatic lipase-related protein 2-like. Gene Ontology annotation, biological process: lipid catabolic process. NCBI's taxonomy places the organism in Eukaryota, Metazoa, Arthropoda, Insecta, Hymenoptera, Encyrtidae. Gene Ontology annotation, molecular function: lipase activity. The record is from RefSeq and is a predicted model, not a curated record.
UGACGUGAACGCACGAGUACAUCAUUGAUUUUUAUUUUAACAUGAGAGUGUUAAUGAGUAUUUUAACUAAUUAAAAAUUAACAAGGGAAAUUUUUUUAAGUUAAGGGAAAUUAUUUUAAGUGUAAAGACGUUGAUUAGUUUAAUUCAUCACAUACAAAAUACUAUUUAAAUAGGACUAUACUCAUUUUAACAAUGGAAAUGACACUAGUUGUGGUGAUUUUUGCAUCGUUUUUAAGUUUAUUUUCAAGUAGUGUGGAAAGCUCGGACAUAAACUGUCCAGACCUUAAAAAAAUACCACUUAUAGGUUCAGUUUUAGUUAUGAGUUCUGGAACGAACCGUAAUUUGCAAGUGAGUUUUUAUCUCUCCACCAAAAAAAAUAGUGAGCCGGUGGAAUUAGCUUUCACAGAUUGGACAGGUUUGCAAAACCUAGAACUUUCUAAAAAGACAAUCAUCAUCAUUCAUGGCUAUAAAUCUGGUGGAAGAAAACGUUGGGUACUGCAACUGAAAGAUAAACUUCUUGAUUUUCAAAACGCUAAUGUUAUAUUAGUUGACUGGAGUCAAGGCAGUUACAGCAAAAAUUACGUUAGUGCGGCUAAAAAUACUGAAAUAGUUUCUAAUAGGCUACUCAAUUUUCUUCAGUCGGCAAAGGCACAAGUUGAAGUUUCUAACUACACGUCCAUGGAAAUUUCGUGGAAUCAUUUACAUUUUAUUGGACAUAGUCUUGGAGCCCAAAUAAGUGGCCAAACUGCUCAUUUACUAAAAGACGAUCCAUUUUGGAAAGUCGAACGGAUCACUGGCUUAGAUCCAGCAAAGCCUUGCUUCAAAGAGCUUGGAACAUUUUUAAGGCUUGAUAAAGAGGAUGCUACGUUCGUAGAUAUAAUUCAUACUCAAGUAGGAACUGGGGGGAAAACUGAUGGACUUGGUUUAAAAGAAGAUAUUGGUCAUGUCGACUUUUACGUAAAUGGAGGAGUUGUUCAACCCGAAUGCACAGGAUCGUCUUUUACUCCAAAAUGGAAUACGAUGAUUUGCAGUCAUAAGCUUGCCUACAAGUACUUUACUGAAUCCAUAUCUGAUGCCAUUAAUAAUACCUGUAAAUUUUUGGGUUACCCCUGGAAUGGAUCGUCUGAUGAUGCAUUGCAAAUUUUAAACUCUAAAAUAGUGGAUUUGCCUUGUCCAGGGUGUCCAGAAAUGGGAAUAAAUGCUGUAAGAAGUAGCCAAAGAGGCAAAUUUUUAGUGAUAGCAGCUGCAAAAGAACCACAUUGCCAAUUCACAAUUCAAGACGUACAGAGUGUUGCAAAGGUUAUAAAGCGAUUAAAGGAUUAGAUAUUAACUUUCUAAGUACAGAAAAAACUUCACAAUUAAAAGGAUGUACGUCACCCAUAGUGAACUAUUAAUUGUACAAAAAUCGGAAAAUACAGUAUUUAUUAAAUAUUAUUGUU